Lycium ferocissimum is the source of this 792-nucleotide messenger RNA. RefSeq lists its product as uncharacterized. The transcript is spliced from 2 exons. The record is from RefSeq and is a predicted model, not a curated record. Bases 99 to 443 code for a protein of 114 amino acids. NCBI's taxonomy places the organism in Eukaryota, Viridiplantae, Streptophyta, Magnoliopsida, Solanales, Solanaceae.
AAACUUUCUCCAUAGAGCUAACAGAGCUGCUCAACAGGAGGAAAAAAAACCAAAGACAUCUACUAAAACAAAGAUUUGCAAAAAGGUAGAAGAAAAAAAUGGCAAAGUCAAUGAGAUGUAAGAGGGAAAAGAGGUUAAGAGCAAUAAGGAGAGAAAUAGUUGCUACAGAGCCAAGUGUACUUAAGAAAGAAGCUGCUAAAUUAGCUGCCCAAGAAGCUGCCCUUGCUGCCCCUAAACUUGUUGUUAAGUCUCCUUUUAGUUCCACAACUAUGGAUACAGAUGUGUCUACUUCUAACAAUGAUACUAAAAUGGAUGUGGAGAUGGCUGAUGGCAAUGAAAGUGCAAAAUCCUUAAAACCUCUUGGAAAGAAGAUGAAAAAGAAGCUUAAAAUAGCUAAGAAGAAGAAUCAUGGCAAGGGAAAGAUCAGAAGGAAGAAUGUUUAAUUGCAGGCUGUUUGUCCUCUGGUAGCUUCUGAUGGUCCUCUUGCUUAAGGUUAUAGAUAUCUUGUUGCUGCUUACUGCAAGAUCUUGUCGACAAAUUCUGCGCAUACAUUUUAGUAUUAUAUUGGAACUUGAGCAUGUGAUUUGGAUAUGCAAAUUAUGCUCAUACAAAUUUUGUUUGCUGUCAAAAUGAGCCUCAAGUCCUUGAAUUUGUCCAAAUAGAUCAUCUGUUUCCUUUUUUUCUUUUACGGUUAGUUGAAUAUGCGACUUCAUGGAACUACGAAGAUGUAGAAUGUAAACCAACAAUGUUAAGGUGUUUUAGUUUUCAGAUAAAUCAGGUUGACGUGGGAAA